Varroa destructor (honeybee mite) is the source of this 1387-nucleotide messenger RNA. Its product is annotated as formin-like protein 14. The record is from RefSeq and is a predicted model, not a curated record. Lineage: Eukaryota; Metazoa; Arthropoda; Arachnida; Mesostigmata; Varroidae.
AUAUUGCCAGCCAUAAAGCAUUAGUACGCUGGCGAUAACGAACGUGCGAGGAACGUGCUGAAUAAGACGAAGCGCCAGUCAGUCAGAAGUCGGGUCAAUUUAAUACCCUUUCCAGCAGGGGGAAGUAGUAGUUCUGGAUACUUCUUAGUCGUACAGUUACUGCCGUGUGCACUUCUGCGAAAGAGAACCUUCGCCAGAAAAGGAGUCAAAGGAAAGUAUCUGCAGCCCAUUGUUCUGCGCUAUUGUUGAACUAUGGGUGAGCAAAUGGUGUUAUCGGUCAUGAUGCCGCAAAACCAGCCACUUCCGAACCCGGAACCGCAGCAAAUAAUUUUGUCAAUGCCGGCCUCGCCCCCUCCGCCUCCGUCACAGCCUCUUAUUUUGUCUAUGAUGGCUCCGCCCCCUCCGCCCCCGCCUCCGCCACAGUCUCUUAUCUUGUCUAUGAUGGCUCCACCUCCUCCGCCCCCGCCUCCGCCACAGCCUAUUAUCCUGUCGAUGAUGGCCCCACCUCCUGUACAGCAGCCGUUGGCCCCACCUCCUGUACAGCAGCCGUUGGCCCUACCUCCUGUACAGCAGCCGUUCGUAUUGUCAGUAAUGGCAGGUCCGCAGCAGCUCCCGGAGCCGAUGAUGGCGGAUAUAGGCGUACAGCCGACUGAGCAGGUGGAGUCACAGAGUGUUCAGCUUGCUCCUCAAAGUGUUCAGCUAUCGCAGAUGCCUGUAAGCGGGUAUCAGCCGAUCAAUAUAUCGCAGGUACAGGCACCAAGACAAGCGUCUGCACCCGCACCUGCACCGACAACUGGACAGUUACCUAAAUCGGGUCUUGCUCCUCCCACUGCGGGUCCUCCAGCGGCAAAAAGUGCACUAGCCCCGAAGACCUUAAGUAAGGCGCCGGUUAAAACAGCGGCGGUAGCGGGAACUCCAAAUAAAAUGCCGGUACUACAGAGCAAAACAUCAGCGAAGGCGCCAGCAGUAGCAAAGAGCGGCGCGAAGGACCCAAAAGGUCCGUCCUGGCUGAAAACGAAAGGCAAGGCUUAAGUACAUAGCUUACGGCUACGGGAAACAAAUUACUACCGGAAUAAGCACAAAUGAGUGAUGGAAUGAGUCUAUAUGAAACAAAUGCGGUAUGAGACAAAUGCUUUUUUCUUUGUUUCUCAAGUGUUUCUUAAAUCAAAGAAUUAGGCACUGCUUGGGGGUUUCGGGUCAUGACUCCAACGUUUCGGGUCGUGAAUACGCUCGUAAUGAAACCUAGGCCACGAAGUGUCUUAAACGUGUGUUCCUAAGAUUCCUAGGGAAGUUUUAUGAAGGUUCUGAGGGAAGUUUUAUGAAGGUUCUGAACCCUCUCUUAUGUGGUCUUAAGAGAUUCAUUUGCCUCCGAACACUCUUGUGGAUA